This is a messenger RNA of Chaetomium globosum CBS 148.51, 1281 nucleotides long. RefSeq lists its product as uncharacterized. Gene Ontology annotation, biological process: regulation of transcription by RNA polymerase II. The record is from RefSeq and is a predicted model, not a curated record. Gene Ontology annotation, molecular function: DNA-binding transcription factor activity, RNA polymerase II-specific; RNA polymerase II cis-regulatory region sequence-specific DNA binding. Gene Ontology annotation, cellular component: nucleus. Bases 1 to 1281 code for a protein of 426 amino acids. NCBI's taxonomy places the organism in Eukaryota, Fungi, Ascomycota, Sordariomycetes, Sordariales, Chaetomiaceae. The transcript is spliced from 2 exons.
AUGGAGCACACCCCGCCGCCCGCCCUCACCAGGUCGCCCUCGUCCCCCGCGAAUACUUACUGCCCCUCCGAGAGGUCCUCGCUUGACUACCCUUCGCCGGGCCUGGUAGAACAGCAGUACAAGAUCUCCACGAUAUACGGGGAUCAGUCCUGCGUGACCCCGCCCAUGGACCCCGAGCUCUCUCUCCCGCCCUUGGACUCGAUGGGCCACCCGGACUGGAACACCACGACCGUCAUCCACCCCAUCUCCUCCGCGUCCAGCAUGCCCAGCAUCCUCUCGGGGGACUACGACACCUUUGGGGGCUACCAGUACAGCCAUGAUGUCUACCAGACACACCCGACGAGCCACCCGCCCUCGAUCCACGCCUCCACGCCUCCGCCGACUGCCUCCGCCCCCAGGUCUCCGGCGCCGAUGAGGACGCCCUACACGCCGGCCACUUCAGUCCCCGCUCCCAUGACUCCGCGGGUCAAGAUGGAGGGCACUUCGGACUACAGCCAGAGCACCGAUGGGUCCCACUACCCUUCGCCGAGAUCAAUCCACACCUCUUACACUUCCGACAAUGGCCCGUACACCGGCAGCACCUCGACCGGGUACCUCUCUGACAGCGGGUCGGCAGCGUGGCACAAGCCCGAGUACCAGCCGAUGGAGCCCGAGCACUUCUACCCGGGGCCGCCGCCGCCGCCGCCGUCGGCUUUUAUGCACGACGCCAGGAGGCAGUACCGGGUGACGCGGCCGAAGAGGGCGCCGCGCCGUCUGACGACCAAGGAGGAGGCCAACUUCCAGUGCGAGGUCAAGGGCUGUGGCAAGCUAUUUAGCCGCAGCUACAACUUCAAGGCGCACAUGGAGACUCACGACGAGAAGCGCGAGUACCCGUUCCCGUGCCAGGUGCCCGACUGCAGCAAGAAGUUCGUCCGCAAGACCGACCUCCAGCGUCACCACCAGAGCGUGCACCUCCGGGAGCGCACGCACAAGUGCGACUUCUGCACUCGCAUGUUUGCGCGCAAAGACACUCUGAGGAGACACAUGGAAGACGGCUGCUCCAAGAGAUUUGAUAUCGGCACCAUGGACCUCCGCGCCGAGGCCGGAUAUGACAACAUGCACGCCAGUGCGCGCUCCAUGGCUCCCAUGGGCCACAUGAUGGCGCCAUCAGGGAGACUUCCGCCCAUUGGCAUCCCUCCGCUCUGCGGCCCCGGCAUGCUCGGCUCCAUGGCCCCUUCUAUGCGCCCCAGGGAAUCCCUCGCGGGGGGUGAUCACUCCCAAGGGCACAGCUGGGGGCGGUGA